AUGGAGGGUCCUGAAAUUGACCCAAAUUUCGAGCCUAUAUCGAGGGUGCGAUCUAAUACUUGGCCCUUGCGACCUCAGGAAUUUACGACGAAAUCUGAGCCUACUCCACCAUCGGAAGAGGACAGAAUCGAUGAACAGCCCGGUGAAGAGGAAGCAGAGAUAGAAACGAUCGAAGAAGAUAAAAUCCCUAAAGACCCGCUUGGCCUUAGUGGAGGGAAGAAAACUGGUUCUAGGCGCAAUGCGUGGGGGAACCUUUCAUACGCUGACUUGAUUACUAAAGCUAUACAGAGUUCACCAGAACAGAGGCUUACGCUGUCUCAAAUCUAUGACUGGAUGGUACAAAAUGUUCCAUAUUUCAAAGAUAAGGGUGACAGUAACAGCUCAGCUGGAUGGAAGCCCUGGUGCAGUGGCUCUCAUGUCUUUCUCACCUGCUCAGAUUUUACACUGCAGUGCUGA
Lingula anatina is the source of this 456-nucleotide messenger RNA. Its product is annotated as forkhead box protein O3. The record is from RefSeq and is a predicted model, not a curated record. Gene Ontology annotation, biological process: regulation of transcription by RNA polymerase II. NCBI's taxonomy places the organism in Eukaryota, Metazoa, Brachiopoda, Lingulata, Lingulida, Lingulidae. Gene Ontology annotation, molecular function: RNA polymerase II cis-regulatory region sequence-specific DNA binding; DNA-binding transcription factor activity, RNA polymerase II-specific. Gene Ontology annotation, cellular component: nucleus.